CUUGCCACUUUCACCGCAAAGUGUAUUGUCAUCCAGGGUAAAAAUUGUUUAAGAUACCUUUAUUAGAAUAACACUGAAGAAAAUGACUCUUUUAAGUGAAAAUCCAGGGAGAUCAUUACCUGAUUAUACGACACAAGUAGCAAAAAUGAGAAGUUUCAGUCCAUAUGCCGAUAAUGGAGGGAGUGUUAUAGCGCUUGCAGGAGAUGAUUUCUGUGUAAUAGCAGCGGACACACGUCUCAGUACAGGCUUCUCUAUUUACACGCGUGAACAAAAGAAAUUAUUUCCUUUGUCAACUAAAACUGUUUUGGGUUGCUCAGGCUGCUGGUGUGAUACACUUAGCUUAACUAGACUCUUGUCUGCUCGAAUGCAGAUUUAUGAGCAUGAACAUCAGAAAGAAAUGCCAACACCAGCAGUUGCACAAAUGCUGUCAACAAUGUUAUACUAUAAACGUUUUUUUCCUUAUUAUGUUAGUAAUAUUCUUGGUGGAUUAGAUGAGAAUGGUAAAGGAUGUGUUUACAGUUAUGAUCCAAUUGGACAUUGUGAAGUGACAACAUAUAGAGCAGGUGGUUCAGCUGGAGCUCUUUUACAACCUCUUCUUGACAAUCAGAUUGGAUAUAAAAAUCAGGAAGGUGUUGAACCUAUUCCUUUAACUCAAGAAAAAGCUGUUGCUAUUAUAAAAGAUGUUUUCACAUCAGCAGCAGAAAGAGAUAUUUACACUGGUGAUUCUAUAAGUAUCAAAGUUAUAACACGAGAUGGUGUACAAGAUUCAAGCUUUGAAUUGAGAAAAGAUUAAUGAAAUGGGAUAAAAAUUGUGUAUUACCAAACUUCUAUACGAAUAAAAUUAACGCU
This is a messenger RNA of Habropoda laboriosa, 849 nucleotides long. RefSeq names its product proteasome subunit beta type-1 (gene Prosbeta6). The coding region runs from base 83 to 793 and encodes 236 amino acids. The record is from RefSeq and is a predicted model, not a curated record. The transcript is spliced from 4 exons. NCBI's taxonomy places the organism in Eukaryota, Metazoa, Arthropoda, Insecta, Hymenoptera, Apidae. Gene Ontology annotation, cellular component: proteasome core complex.